Molecule: messenger RNA, 4334 nt
Organism: Cryptomeria japonica (Japanese cedar)
Lineage: Eukaryota; Viridiplantae; Streptophyta; Pinopsida; Cupressales; Cupressaceae
Product: pentatricopeptide repeat-containing protein At1g08070, chloroplastic
Exons: 1
Coding region: 328-3792 (1154 amino acids)
Biological process (GO): RNA modification
Molecular function (GO): protein binding; zinc ion binding; RNA binding
Source: RefSeq, a predicted model, not a curated record
GAAAACGAUCUCUGGUAAGGUUUUGCUACUCUGCCAACAUCUCGUAUACCAGCAUUGGUUAACUGCAUAAUUUUUUUUAAAUAGGCUGAAAAUUCCCGAACGGUAACAGCUCUCUCCAAAGUUUUCUCUACCAGAGAAAUUUGAAGUUGUCCAAAUGUAUGUUUUUGAAGCACAUACAUGGAUCUGGAGCACCAAUCUAUUUUCUAUCCAGGUAAAAUAAAAAACAAACACCCAAAUUCAUUAUACCAGAGAAAAACUACCUUACACGCUGCCGAUCGCGUCCAUUCUUUACCAAUAUCAUUAUCCUUGGCAGAAACAAAUAUGUAAAUGACCAUAAAACCACUUCUCAGGGCAAACAGAGCGGGAGUGUUAUACUGUCACUGUGGUACAUCUAAAUUGAAUAACAAUGCACAUUUCCAACGCUUCAGUUGUACUGAUACAAUGCCAAUAUCAGUUCCAUCCACUGCCAAUUUCAAUCUCUAUCUUAAUCUCAGAGCAUUAUGUAGGGAAGAGCGAUUGAAGGACGCGCUACACAUUCUUCUUACUGCACACAAAACCCCAGUAAACUCUUCGACAUAUCUUCUGCUAUUGCAAACCUGUAUUUCCAAGAAAGCCCUUGCAGAGGGUAAGCAAAUUCAUUCUCACAUCAAUGAGAGGCAAUAUAAGUUUACCACCGACAGAAUUUUACAGAAUACACUAAUACAGAUGUUCGAUAAGUGCGGAAGUUUAGUUGAUGCACGCCAUGUGUUUGACCAAAUGACUGAGCGAGAUGUCUGCUCGUGGAAUAUGAUAAUUGCGGCUUACAAAAGACAUGGAUAUCCUCAUGAGGCAAUGACAUUGUUUCAUCAAAUGCAACAAAUAGGUGUCCAGCCCGAUCAGUUCACCUUUGCCAACGCACUUCAAGCCUGUGCCAAACUAAGAGCUUUGGAACAGGGUUUGGACAUCUAUCAAAGUAUAGUGGAGAGCGGAUUUUUGUCAGAUGAUAUAGUUGCAAAUGCCCUUCUACAUAUGUAUGCAAAAUGCGGAAGCAUACACAAGGCGCGUGAACUGUUUAAUAAAAUGCCUCGAAAAAACGUUGUCUCAUGGACUGCAAUGGUGGCAGGAUAUGUGCAGAAUGGUGUUCUUGAUGAGGCUUUAAGACUUUUCAAAGAAAUGCCUCAAAGAAAUGUCGUAUCAUGGAAUGUGAUGAUUGCAGGAUAUUCACAAAAUUGUUUUGUUGAAAAAGCCUUUGAAACUUUUAAGCAAAUGCAAUUAGCAGGCGUAACACCAGUCUCCAUAACCUUUGCCAGUAUUCUAUCAGCUUGUGGCAAAGUGGGAGCUUUGAAACUGGGAAUGAACAUCCAUCAAAGAAUAUUGGAAAGUGAAUUUUCAUCUGAUGUUUUAGUUACAAAUGCAUUGAUAGAUAUGUAUGCAAAAUGUGGAAGCAUACACAAGGCAUAUGAACUGUUUGACAUAAUGCCUGAUAAAAAUGUGGUCUCAUGGAAUGCCAUGAUUGGAGGAUAUGCACAGAAUGGUUUUCUUGAUGAGGCUUUUAAUCUUUUCAAAGAAACGCCUCAAAGAAAUGUUAUCUCAUGGAAUACAAUGAUAGCAGGAUAUGCACAAAAUGGAUUUGUUGAAAAAGCCUUGGAAACUUUUAGACAUAUGCAAUUGGCAGGUGUAAAGUCAAACUCCACAACCUUUGCCAGCAUCCUUCCAGCCUGUGCGAAAAUGGGAGCUUUACAACAGGGUAUGGACAUCCAUCGAAUCAUAAUGGAAAGAGGAUUUUCGGUAGAUGUCGUUGUUGCAAAUGUCCUAGUAGAUAUGUACGCAAAAUGUGGCAGCAUACACAAGGCAUAUCGACUAUUUGAGAAAAGGCCUGGAAAAAAUCUGAUCUCAUGGACUACAAUGAUUUCAGGAUGUGUACAAAAUGGCUAUGUUCAGAGUGCCUUGAAAACUUUCAAGCAAAUGCGAUUGGCAGGUAUAAAGCCAGAUUCCACAACCUUUGUCAGCACCCUGCAAGCUUGUGCCAAAAUUGGAGUAUUAGAAAACAGUAUGGACAUUCAUCAAAACAUAAUGGAAAUGGGAUUUUUGUCAGAUGUUGUAGUUGCAAAUGCCCUGGUUGAUACUUAUACAAAGUGUGGAAGCAUACACAAGGCACGUCAACUAUUUGACAUAAUGCCUGAAAAAAACGUGGUCUCAUGGAAUUCUAUGAUUGCAGGAUAUGCACAAAAUGGUUUUAUUGAUGAGGCUUUAACGCUUUUUAAAGAAAUACCGCAAAAAAAUGUGGUCUCAUGGAAUGCGAUGAUUGCAGGAUAUGCUCAAAACGGAUUUCCUGAGAAGGCUUUGGAAACUUUGAAACAUAUGGAAUUGGCAGGUGGAAAGACAGAUUCCAUAACCUUUGCCUGCAUCCUUCCAGUAUGUGCCAAAGUGGGAGCUUUGGAACAAGGUAGAAACAUCCAUCGAAGCAUAAUUGAAAGGGUUUUUUUGUCAGAUAUCGUAGUUGCAAAUGCCCUGGUAGACAUGUAUGCAAAAUGUGGAAGAUUACACAAUGCAUGUUACCUGUUUGACAAAAUGCCUAAAAAAAAUGUGGUCUCAUGGACUGCAAUUAUUGCAGGAUGUUCACAAAAUGGAUUUGUUGAAGAAGCCUUGAAAUUUUUUAAGCAGAUGCAAUUAGCAGGUGUAAAAUCGGAUUGCACAACCUUUGCCAGUAUUCUCCCAGCCUGUGCGAAAAUGGGAACUUUGUUAGAGGGUAUGGGCCUUCAUCAAAGCAUAAUAAAGAGUGGAUUUUUGUCAGAUUCUGUAGUUGCAAGUUCCCUGAUAGACAUGUAUGCCAAAUGUGGAAGCAUACACAAAUCAUGUGAACUCUUUGACAAAUUACCUCAAAGAAGUGUGAUCUCAUGGAAUGUUAUGAUUGCAGGAUAUGCACAAAAUGGCUUCUGUAAGGAUGCUCUAAAACUCUUUAAACUAAUGAAGCAAUCUGGAACAAACCCUGACCAUGUAAGCUUCGAUUGUGUUUUAUUAGCAUGCAGCCAUGUAGGUUUAGUGGAUGAGGGCUGUAAAUACUUCAAUAGCAUGACUGACUCUUAUUGCAUAAAACCUACAAUUGAUCAUUAUGUGUGCAUGGUCGACCUUCUUAGCCGCGCUGGCCAUCUUGAAGAAACUCUAAACUUAAUUAUCAAAAUGCCAAUUCAACCUGUGGUGAUUGUGUGGACGUGCUUGCUUGGUGCUUGUAGAGCAUAUAAAAAUUUAGUGUUAGGAAUAUUUACAGCAAAUCUUCUUUUUGAGCUGAAUCCUGAAAGUGCCGGAACUUAUGUUCUUCUGUCAAACAUCUAUGCAGAAGCAGGCAGGUGGGGUGAGGUUCAAAUAAUAAGGAGAUUGAUGAAAGAUAAGGGGGUUAGAAAGAGCCCUGGGUGUAGUUGGAUUGAAGGCCAUAAAACAGUACAUGCUUUCUGUGUAGGAGACAGAUCACACCCACAGACACAAGAAAUUUAUGUUAAGUUAGAGAAAUUGUCGUGGGAGAUGAAGGCAGCAGGGUAUAUUCCAGAUUCAGAACAUGUACUGAGUGAUGUGGAGGAGGAGGAAAAAGAAUUUUUUGUCUUCCACCAUAGUGAGAAGUUGGCAAUUGCAUUUGGAUUGUUAAACACACCCCGUGGAACAACUAUUAGAGUUGUCAAAAACCUUCGAGUGUGCGUUGACUGCCACACUGCAACCAAGUUCAUCUCCAAGAUUGUUGCAAGACAAAUUGUUGUGAGGGAUGCAAACCGGUUUCAUCAUUUCAAACAGGGGCAAUGUUCUUGCGGAGAUUAUUGGUGAUGCCAAGCAAAGCAACUUGCAAAAAUAAGCUUGCACUAUAUAAGGUGCACUACAUCAAACCCGCAGUGAUAAUGGCCAUGCUGUUCACUUUGAAAAUCAAAUGUAUAGCAUGCAAUAUGUUUCACUGACUAUGUAUAAUGAAGGCAUAUUUGGCCCUUCUUUAUGAUGUCAUGGUAGUGUCAUGAUAUUGAUUUUUUUUCUAAAAAUCCAUCAAUGACUGGAAUGGAAAGCUGGAGAGGGUGGAGAAAAUUAAAAAGAAAAGGGGAGAAACACAUUAGAAGAAAUGGAAAGAUGCUUACAACAAGAACUGCGAGAGAAGGGCUUGCAAUCAAUCCAAUGCCCGGAGAUGAUGGGGAGAGCAUCUCUUGAUGAUUUUUCACUCCUACCUUGGUCAUUUUAUAUAGUUCUUUUGUUUGGAUUAAUUGUAUUAUUUUAUGCUUAUGUCAACUUACAUUACACAAUCAGUUUUCGAGCAUUUGAUCCAUACGGUUUUCCAAUAUGGCAGAACUGGAUAUUCACUAGCUUGACAUUUAUGUGAUCAU